AAACACACAUAUACAUUAUAUAUAAAGAGGAGUCGCCAUUGUUAAAACCCGAGAGAAAUUCUCUCUUCAGUGACAGUGGGGUCUUUCCAGUCUCCACCAAGCCCCUUUCAUUUCUCUCUCUCUUCUUUUGUGGAAAGAUCUUUACUGGAAGCAGACAAAAUCUUGAAUUUUGUUUCAUUCGAUCCACUUUUGUUACCAGUUCACGAAUCGAUCAUUCAGCAGCAGCACGCAUUAGCUCCUUUUUGAUGAUGGAUCAAGCGCAGGCUCCCGAAGCCCUAACCACAUCUACUUCAUACACCACUAGAAAGCUCAACGCCGAGGCCCCUGAAUUCGUUCCUCGGUCAUCCGCCACUGCUCCGCCGCUUCACUCGGUGUUGCAAAACGUUUACGCGAGGCCGCCUCCUUUUGUGUCGCCCUUGCCACCGGCUUACUACGGAUACGAGAACUUCUACCAGCAACCUCCGAUGCAGUUUUAUGGUUACAAUUCCAAUCCACUGAGUCCUGCGGAGUUGGCCGCGGAUCGUAACAAUGGCAGCCCAGCUGCUGUGACGAAAAAUGGGUUGUCGGAUGCUCACCUGAAGAUUCUCAAUCAAGUGGAGUUUUAUUUCAGUGAUAUAAACCUGGCUACAACUGAUCAGCUGUUUAGAUUUAUGAGCAAAGAUCCUGAAGGAUAUGUGCCAAUUUCUGUUGUUGCAUCAUUCAAAAAAAUCAAAAGUGCUAUUAAUGGUAGUGCAGAGCUUUCCAGUAUCCUGCAGAGCUCAAAAAAACUUUUGGUUAGUGAAGAUGGAAAAAUGGUUAAACGCCGACAGCCAUUGACUGAAUCAGAUAUGGAAGAGUUGCAAUCUCGUAUUAUUAUUGCUGAAAAUUUGCCCGAGGAUCAUUCUCACCAGAAUCUCAUGAGGAUUUUUUCAUCUGUUGGGAGUGUGAAGUCAAUUCGCACCUGUCCCCCUCAGAAUUCCAACAAUAGUGCAUCAUCUGCAUUUAAAACAGGAAAAGGAGAUGCUAUGCACUUCAAUGGCAAGCUUCAUGCAUUUGUGGAGUUUGAAUCUGUUGAACUAGCAGAGAAAGCGGUUAUUGAACUAACAGAUGAGGGCAAUUGGAGGAAUGGUCUGAAAGUUCAUUUGCUGCUGAAGAGUGUAGUAAAACCAACUCAAGGGCGAGGGAGGAAAAUUGGUAAUGAAGGUCAUCCUAUUGGAAGGAAAGAUGAGGCAACUAUCCCUGAGGUGCAGUGUUCUGAGGAAAGUUACUUGGAAGAUUCACAGCUGCAAUCUGAUUCCCAAUUUCAUGAGCAUCAAGGAAGGCCAUUUCAGCAGCGGGAAGAUAGUGGAAGCAGUAAUGUCCAGAGGAAAGGGCGUAAUAAUAUUGCCGGCAAUGGCAAGGCCAAGGCCAAGAGCAAGGGCAAGGGACAAGGACGAGGACGGCCUCAGCACCCGGUCAAUGGAGGAAUCUAUCCACCACCCAUAGAAGUCUCUGUGAGUAGUGAGAAGCCGACUACAGCAAAAACAUCUCCCGUCCCACGCAUGCCAGAUGGCACCAAAGGCUUCUCAAUGGGUCGAGGCAAGCCGGUGGAUCUAAAACUUGCUUCAGUUGUUGCUAUUUAGGGAAGCUCGGAUCAACAAGUGUUGGGGGCAUUAAAUGUGCCCAGCUAUGUUGUAUUGUGUAAUGAUCCUAUUAAAAUUUGUUAUAGGUGGUAAGAAAGGUAGUAAGUAACUUGGAAAAGGAUGCAUAAAAAUAUAUAUAUAUAUAUGUAUACAUAUAUAUACCUUCGUGUUGAGAGACUCGGUGGUGGAAUUUGGAGAAGCUCUUGAGGAGUGUGGACUACUGUAGCAUAGCCCAUAGGGAGUUGUCGUGCUCAGGUUUAAGGGGUUUCCCUGCUCACUGUAGAUACUGAUACGAAACACUUCCGUCGAGUUCCGGGUUUUAUUACAUAUUUAAAUUAAAAUGAGAGGGGAAAAGAGCUAGUUAGAAAUACUGAACAUAUCUCUCUCUCUUUCUGCGGAAAA
Molecule: messenger RNA, 2003 nt
Organism: Sesamum indicum (sesame)
Lineage: Eukaryota; Viridiplantae; Streptophyta; Magnoliopsida; Lamiales; Pedaliaceae
Product: la-related protein 6B
Biological process (GO): RNA processing
Cellular component (GO): nucleus; ribonucleoprotein complex
Molecular function (GO): mRNA binding
Source: RefSeq, a predicted model, not a curated record